Fulvia fulva is the source of this 4920-nucleotide messenger RNA. RefSeq names its product DYRK-family kinase pom1. The record is from RefSeq and is a predicted model, not a curated record. Gene Ontology annotation, biological process: peptidyl-threonine phosphorylation; peptidyl-serine phosphorylation. The transcript is spliced from 4 exons. Gene Ontology annotation, molecular function: protein serine/threonine kinase activity; ATP binding. Bases 1 to 4920 code for a protein of 1639 amino acids. NCBI's taxonomy places the organism in Eukaryota, Fungi, Ascomycota, Dothideomycetes, Mycosphaerellales, Mycosphaerellaceae.
AUGGACAUCGCCUCCCGCUUCCAGCCAGGCCGACAACGUGCUCCGGCUUACUUGGAUCGUAAUGGCAACGCGGCUGAAGAUUCAGGCACAGAAUCCGAGUCCUUCAUCCGCCGCAAGUUUCAGCGCACCAAUGCUGAGGCCACCAACCCGAACGACAACACAUUCCGCAAGCCGUCAAUACCGGCUUCUGCUUCGAGACCGCAGCAGGCAGAACAACGCACUAGUUUCAGUCACAAUCGAAGACGGAGCACGGCACUGCGGGAGAAUGUGAGGGUGCCUAGUGGACCGAGGGAGUUUCCUAGUCCUCACAAGCGAGUGGCGAGUGGAAGCAUACACUCCAUCACACCUUCCAUGUCCGAAGCCACGAACACAUCCCGUACUUUCCUCCCACAGAGCGCUACCGAACCGAACUUCAGCAAGAUCGCAGACGCACCUCGCUUCAGCUUCGCGAAUCGUUCCUCCACCGACGUCAACGACCCUCCCUUGACGCCUGCCGGCCAGGCAAGCAACGACCUGGACUUCAUCCCUACUGUCAACUUUGACGACCUACAGAACUCUAUUGCUAAUUAUGACGGGGAUGGUCCGCUGCUGAGCGACUUUCCUGAGGUUGGUGGGAGGCCUUCGACGAAGCCAAAGUCUGGCAAUAUGCUACGGGAUGCGAGUCUGAAUGCUAGCAGGCCGCCUGUGCCUAAGCUGGAGCCAAGAGCAGAGCACGGUAUGAGCAGGAGUCAGAGUAUACGGCGGCGACUGAGUGCAGUGACUGGUGGGAAGCCGAACAACACACCGAACAUCACGAGUGACUCUCGUGAUGGGAACGCCUCGCAAGCUAGCAACCUGUCUUUACGCCCCAGACGCCAGAGUACAGCUCCACAGGGCCCCCCACCUGCUGAACCUGCUCCGCCCCCGCUUGGAGUAAGCUCGCGGCAGCCUCGAAAAUCGCUUGGUCCCGGUGUUAUCGCAUCGAUGAUGGAAGGAAGAAAGGCGAGCCAACCAUUACCGAGCAGCGGCACAGAUCCAGCUCUGAAGUCUGCCCUUGCACGAUCUGGAAGCUUGACCAAGGCACAACGACGGACGACGAUGCAACCUUCCGCUUCUGGCGGUGCUGAACUGCCACGUGUGGCGACAUUCUCGGCGACCACGCAAUCUCGCGCGAACAAAGUGAAGAGCUUGGGACCUCCAGCACGUGAGCCUCAAGAGCCUAACACUCCUAACGGCAAAACGACAACGCGAAGUGGGCAGAACAGAGCACACACUCCGUCUUCAUCGGGCAACAACAAGCGCCAGUCGACCAUGUCUGGACGAGCUUCCGGACUUGGUGCACGAACGAUAAGCCCAACUGACGCUCGUCGUCUGAAGAGGCUAUCAAUGAUGCAGGCGCCACCGUUGCCCAGCAACCCAUCGACUACCAGCAUACCCAAAAUGCCGACGCAAGCACAGGAAGAGCAGUCGGUCAAGGUUGAGGUUCCACGCGUUGCGCAGCCCAGCCCGAGCUUCAUACCACAACCGCGAAGAUCGAGCAACGCUACUCCUAGCUCCGCGCGUGACUCUCCUGGUCCGGAGAACAGAAACAGUCAGCAGUACGGUGGUGUUCAGCUGAGUGCAAGAUCCAGCUUUUCGUCGCUCGUGAACUCGGGGUCAACAUCUCGCCUGCCAACAUCAAGGCCAAGGAGUGUGCACUCCAGCACAGCUCAGUAUGGUGAGGUCGAAGAGGUGGUGCCGCCUGUACCUGCUAUACCGAAAGCAUUCGAGAGCCCAAGGGAUGCAGACCAUGCACCCUUCUUCUCUGGGGUAGGCAAAUCUCUGCAGAAUGGAAGCGAUCCGGUGGCAGCAGAUACUGAGGCGGAAAAGACAUCGAGCCACAGACUGUCCAAGUUGAGCUGCGAAAAGCCAUCGGAACCGAAGGCAAGGGCUUCCUUAGAGCGCCCACGGCCGCACUAUCGCAUGAACACAAUCGACAACAUCGAGCGGAGCAUCACUUUGACUGCGGCGAAGCCGCAGCGGUCACAGAAUAACAAUCUCCAACCGCUACGUCUGCCCCCACUGAACUUGAUGCCUAUCAACCACCGAGAUGCCAACCGAAGCAAUUCCUUCCCGCGACCUAGUCAAGAAGUCGAGGUGCGAGAGCACCCGUCUAUUGCGCAAACGCCAGAACCGAGGCGUAUUGCAAAGACACCUUCGACUCCAAUGACCGCGAGCAAAGCCACUUUCUCAGGCCGUCAAUAUGAGGACUUUGCGAAGCAAAAGAACAUGCGAAGCUCAUCAUCACACUAUGCUCUGCGUGACCUAAUGCAGUUGGAUGAUGAUACGACCAAGUUCCUCGACGAUUCUGAUGCCGAAUUCAUGGGCGUUCCGAUCCCAAGCACCAAGCAGCGAAGUGCGAUCACACCAUUCUCGUCUGGAUCGCUGCCAAAAGCGUCGGGUGAAUUUACGCGACAGCGGAGUCGGCCGAGCGGUGAAUACACUGGUGAAUACUCGAUGACCAACUUUGAGGAAUUCCAACAACAAAGCAUGAAGCCGCAAGGACCGAGACCCAGCAGGAGUGGGACGAUCAAUACUAUUGCUUCCUACAAGACUGCGGAGACCUCGUCUAAUCAUAGCCCAGUGGAACCAGCCGGACAGCCAGAGGGGAAGAAAGAAAGCAGUGGUCUGCGGAGGAAGCUUUCGCUUGGCUGGCGCCGAAGCAGCAGCAAGUCUAACAUCCAGACCGACAACAAGUCUAGCCCGCGAGGCGACGGAUCUUUCACGUCGGACCACGAUAAGGCUACUCUGCAGAAGCUUGCAAGCCAAAUGCUACCGCCCAAGCUCCCAGCAAGUGCCACGUGGACUGGCGACAUACCAAGUAUACCUCCUCCAAGCGCCAGGCCAAGCUUUGAUUCAAUACGGCGAAAGUCUACUGCGCCCUCAAUCACCACCUUGUCUACAACCAAUGGCGGUACCGAUCAGAACCACACCAUGCCGGCCAUAAAGACGAGGAGCAUGCAUUCGGAGCAGCCACAACCAGUGAACGGAUCGAACCGUGCGACUAGUUGGAGCACGACAAAUCCCGCGCGGCCACCGACCAAAGCGCCUCCCAAUCUGGUCAAGUCACGCCAAGCGACAGCAACUCCCAUCAUAUCAGCCAUCAUCAAGGACAAGGACGAUCUGGCUGCCGAUGAUGAGAUGAAACGCCUUUCACAGAAAAGGAAAGAUGUGGACACUGCGGCCAAGGACAGCGAGGAGCUCAAGCGAAGAGCUAUUGCACGGUCUCCAAAGAGUCCCGAGAAUGUGCUACACGAUCGUACAGCAGCAUUGAACAUCUUCGAGCGUGGCGAGAUCAUGGACUACGAGAACCAAGGGGUCUAUUUCACAGGCACCAAGAAUGCGCGCAAGAUCAUUGGAAGCCUGACACCAUCACCACAACCUGGGGACAAGGAUCCAAAGGCCGGCAAUUAUGGCUACGACGAUGAGCGUGGUGACUAUAACAUCGUGCUCGGCGACCAUCUAGCAUACCGCUACGAAGUCGUCGACGUGCUCGGAAAAGGCAGUUUUGGUCAAGUUGUGCGAUGUGUCGACCACAAAGAUGGCGGCAUUGUUGCUGUCAAGAUCAUACGAAACAAGAAACGAUUCCAUCAACAGGCAUUGGUCGAGGUCGGCAUCUUGGGCAGGCUUAGGGAAUGGGAUCCUGAUCAGACGCACGCCACGCUUUCGAUCACCUCAUCUUUCUACUUCCGCUCGCACCUGUGCAUUGUCACGCCUUGCCUGAGCAUCAACCUCUACGAGCUGAUCCGGGCCCAUAACUUUGUUGGCUUCACGCUACCGCUCAUCCGCCGCUUUGCACGACAACUCCUGUCAUGUCUGGUUCUCCUACAAAACAAGCACAUCAUCCACUGUGAUCUGAAGCCGGAGAACAUCUUGCUCUGUGAAGCUCGCAAAGCAGACGUCCGGGUCAUUGAUUUUGGCAGCAGCUGCAAGGAGUCUGAAAAGGUGUAUACGUACAUCCAGUCACGUUUCUACCGUAGUCCGGAGGUUAUCCUUGGCAGCAGCUAUGGCCUGGGCAUCGACAUGUGGUCCCUGGGCUGCAUCCUUGCGGAGCUCUGGACUGGCUACCCGCUGUUUCCUGGUGAGAACGAACAAGAACAGCUCGCCUGUAUAAUGGAGAUAUUCGGCCCACCCGACCGUCAUCUGGUGGAAAGAUGCACGAGGAAGAAGCUGUUCUUUGAUUCGGUCGGCAAGCCGAGAGUGACAGUUAGCAGCAAGGGCAGGAGGCGCCGACCGAGCUCAAAGUCACUGUCACAAGCUCUGAAGUCCGAAGACGAGGCAUUCUUGGACUUCAUCGCACGCUGUUUGCGCUGGGAUCCAGACCGCAGGCUGAAGCCUCACGAUGCAGUCAACCAUCCCUUCAUCACCAACCAGCCUUUCAGUCAACGUACCGGUGGAAUACCAGAUGAAGCACGUCGUGCAGCGAGGCUGAGAAGCACUGCUGCCGCACCUGCGACGAAUGGAGGAAUACCGAGCCCGGUCAAGCGGACUCAUAUUACGACAAAUGGUACUACGAGCUCUGGGAAUGCGUUUGCACAACAACAGGCGCAAGCGCAGCAGACACCUGCCAGAGAGAGGUCACGACCACUCCCGGAAACGCCACAGACUGCUGUGCGGAAUGGCGGUCCAGUGCUCCAGCCCGGAUCUACCACUCAAGGAUCGCCUUCCAAGCGGGUGCCUGUGAAUCGUCGCGAGAGCGGCGUGCCUGUCACCAAUGUUGCACCCGUCGCUGGAGCCAAACGUGCCAACAACGGACAAGUUUCGAUAGGCAGCGCCUCGGGCAUGUCGUUUUCGCAGCGACAGACGAGCGCGAGCUCCUCUAAUACCACUAACACCACUGGAAGCCUGGCACAGAUGGCUGCACGGGAAGCGAACAAUGCCGCCGCCAGAUGGAGGAUAUGA